Molecule: messenger RNA, 3145 nt
Organism: Blastomyces gilchristii SLH14081
Lineage: Eukaryota; Fungi; Ascomycota; Eurotiomycetes; Onygenales; Ajellomycetaceae
Product: GATA-binding protein, other eukaryote
Exons: 3
Coding region: 1-1902 (633 amino acids)
Biological process (GO): negative regulation of transcription by RNA polymerase II; positive regulation of transcription by RNA polymerase II
Molecular function (GO): RNA polymerase II cis-regulatory region sequence-specific DNA binding; DNA-binding transcription factor activity, RNA polymerase II-specific; zinc ion binding
Source: RefSeq, a predicted model, not a curated record
AUGACGGGGCUUUUGGCUUGCAGGCCGCAUACAGAGGAUACGAGAUCUCCUACCAAAAGCGCAGAUAUUCCCAUGCGACAGCCGUCCGCAGAGGAUUUGGAUGCGGCACAUCAGUUGGUAUCCUCAGCACGAGGUGGACGAGAUAAUACCAUAAACUUCCAUUCAGACAGGCAAGAAACAGCGGGCAGUGCGUUAGAUAACAUCCAAGAGGAUGCGGCUGGGAAGAUGGAUUCACAGUUACAAAAUGGACACCAAGCUCCUGUCGAACAGCGCCAGGAUCAGGCACCAGCGGAAUCUGGAGUCAAUCCAAUAGAUCGUCCAGUGCCGUCAAAGCAAUCCCCUAAACCGCAAAGUAAAGAGCCAGUUUUCACGGGGCAUUCAUGCAGUAACUGCGGUACGAAACGAACGCCAUUAUGGCGAAGGUCUCCGACUGGUGCUACGAUUUGUAACGCCUGCGGUUUGUAUCUCAAGGCGCGGAAUACUGAUCGCCCAACCCAUCGUUCCCGCUCUUUGCUUAACCCGUAUGGCUCUAAUCCUGCGCAAAACGCCGACAAGUCGCGGAGUAGCACGUCCCCCACAAACGACGGAAACGAUCCCCGGCAGGCAGAUGCGUGGUCGAACUAUGCCGUCAAAGAAUGUACUCCUUCAGGAUCAUGCCCAGGUGGAGGAAGUUGCAAUGGCACUGGCGGGGCAGAAGGGUGCGAUGGAUGUCCUGCUUACAACAACCGUGUUUACAAAUCAGCUGCUCGAAGCGCUAUGGCAUUUCAUAUUCCGAGGACUUCGCCCCAGUCAAACCAAGGCGGUGGCAGUACGGAUGGUGAAGCUGGUUCGUCGAAUCCCGAGGGGAUGACUCUGCAUAUUGCUUGCCAGAAUUGUCAAACUACAGUAACUCCGCUAUGGAGGCGCGACGAGAAUGGCCAUCCUAUUUGCAAUGCUUGCGGGCUCUAUCAUAAACUCCAUGGAUCCUAUAGACCACCAACCAUGAAAAAAUCAAUUAUCAAGAGAAGAAAACGUGUGGUUCCCGCCAUGCGCGAGCAUUCACCCACUGGUGCGACUCAAUCCUCGAAUGGCUCUGCAUCUCCUGAAGCAUCUCCCGCUACCCUUGCACACGGGCGUGAUAGCCAUCGUCAGUACCAAAACGUUGAACACGGCAACAGGCAUCCGUCACCCCAUGCCAGACCUUUAUAUCCACCUGCGUUUCAUGCCCCGCCCCCAGCCGACUUCACAGGAUAUACCUCAAAUCCCGUCUCCCUACCUCAUCAUCCUCCCCCCACUCCUCAGCAACUACGACCCUACGACAACAACGAUGCCAUAAACCCCGCUCGCCCAUCUAUGCCCGCACUACCCAAUCCGAAGAAACGCCCCAUCUCCGAAUCAUUCUUGGAAGACUCCCAACAGCAACAACAGCAACAACAACAACCCAACCAAACCCCCACUCACCUUCCCCCAAUAAACCCACAUGGCGCCCCUUCCUCCACCUCCGCAGCCAAUAACCCAGUCCGUUUCAACUCCAUCUCCUCACUCCUAAAUCACCCAGACGAAGCAGCGGCGGCCGCGGCGGCAGCAAGCCACGAUCACGAUCGUGACGAUAGCCGCCUGGACCCCGCUCUGUCAGCAGCUGUCACCUCUCGACCACAACAGCAAGAUCAUCACCAACAACAAAAACAACAACAGCCCGCCAUUCCCCGCUCCCCUUCCCGCUUCAGCCCUUCUUUAUCACCAGGAUUGCCACCUGCUACUGCUACCGCUUCCACUGGCGCUGCACCUGUUAGUGGUGCGGGUGCAAUGGACCUAGGGGACGAGAAAGCAGAGAGGCGGGCGCAGUUGCAGCGUGAGGCGGAAGAUAUGCGGGAGGCAUUGAAAGCGAAGGAGAGGGAGUUGGCGGCGUUGGGAGGAGAAUAGAGAGGUGCGGGUGGGUUGGAGAUAUCUCGUGUUUUUGUUAGGUGUAUCUACUAUUUGGUGGAGGCCGAUGAAUCGUCGCUGGUGUUGUUGCGUGGAGAGAUUUCUGUGUUCUCUUUCUAUUCCUUUACCUCAUCUCUAUUCCUCUUAUGUUUUCCGUUUCCCCUCUCUAUUUUACGCCUUUUCUCCAUUUAGUAUGGUGUUAUUGUAUUUUGCUUCACGUUUUAUUUUCACCCUCAAGGGUGUUGGGCAGGUAUGGAAAGGAUGGGUUUAAUUGUCUAUAUUAAUGUUUAUACCGGCUACCUACAUGCGCAAGCUACAUGAAUUUUAAUUACGUGGAUUUUCUGAAGGCGGAGAGGAAAGGGAUAGGACUUUUUCAAUGGCUCAAACGCGAGUUCUUCCUUUUUUUAUUCUCUCUCUUUUGUCGUUUUUCUUGCUCGCUUUUCUUAACUUAUCGAAUUUUUUCUCCGUCUUUUUAUAAUUACCUCAAUUUUUUUAACGUCCUAUCAAUGUUUUAUUUCCUCCUUUUUCUGAAGCUUUUAAUCUCCUUCAUUUCUAUAGUAGCCAUCCCCAUUUUCAUUGCUUGAUUGAAACUACAGAAAGAAAAGGCUCAAGAUGGAAAAGAAAAAAAAAUGAGACCGAAACAAAAAAAAAGUUGCCAUGUCGUUAGCCUUCUUUCUUCCCCCGCUUCACUUAUACGCUUGAUUUACGAAAUGUCGUGAUGAAAUGGAGAGGUGGCUUUCGAUUUGAUAGGAACAAUUGCUCUGUCUAUCUAUCAUCUUUCCCCCCUCCCCUCCCCACUAGCCAACGCCAACGCUAUCUAUGUUAUCCAGUAGCAGUACAUGUAUUCACAAGCAUAUACACGUAUAUAUGAGUGAACUUUUCACUCCGACCUCAUCAGGGAAGCCCGGAAUGCAGGUACCUCAAAACAAGCUGCUCUCCCACUGUCUUCAAUUCUUCUCUACACAGCAGCACCAGAGAGAGAGAGAGAGAGAGUAUUGGGCAAUCUCGAGAACUUGGAUUCACGCUCCAUACGAUAGAGAGCUCAAGGGGUUGGUUACAGGUAGAAGAAGAAUCAUGGAUGCCAAAUCCUAAAUGGACUAUUUAGUUAACCCAGGGCUAGCAUGUUAGAACAUAAUAUCAGAAGUAUGGAGAACACUGGCUACAAUAAAAUAGCGCUGUAUCGGCGUGUAGUUGUCGCACUGAAGAAAUUCAAAGGGCUGAGGAUGUUCUUGGGAGGGGAGUC